Molecule: messenger RNA, 4059 nt
Organism: Mustela lutreola (European mink)
Lineage: Eukaryota; Metazoa; Chordata; Mammalia; Carnivora; Mustelidae
Gene: CLIC3
Product: chloride intracellular channel 3
Exons: 6
Coding region: 568-1191 (207 amino acids)
Source: RefSeq, a predicted model, not a curated record
AAACUGAGGCUGGGGCCCGGCUGCUCAUUUAUUUCUCCGACGCGCUCCCCAGCUUUCUGGAGGGAAGCCCGGCAGACAACAGGAGGGCUGCGGAGUUCACGGCAGGAGUGAGUCUGAUCCGGAGCGCCCUCCUCCCAGACUGGCACCAUCUCUCCCUGCCUCCGAGGCCGUGGCCUCCGCCUCCAUCCCACACAACCCUGCGCACUUGGCACCCCCGUCACACCCUCAUGCUUGGACGCGAGCACCAACCGCCGGCGUGGGUGACUCGUCAGGGCGGGCCCUGGACGGGGCAGGGCGGGGCACCCCGGGAGUCUUAAAGGACUCUCCAGGCCCCCACCCCUGCCCCGCUGUCGCCGGCGCCGCUGCUGCCCCUGCUGCUGCUGCUCCCAGCCAUGGCGGAGACUGCCAAGCUCCAGCUGUUUGUUAAGGCUCUUGACGGUGGGAGGCAGCGCCCUCUCCGGCGCAGUUCUUAGGUCGGCUCUCUGUCCUGCUCCUCUACUGCCCGCACCCCAGGCCAGCGAGGACGGGGAGAGUGUGGGACCCUGCCCUUCUUGCCAGCGGCUCUUCAUGCUCCUGCUUCUCAAGGGCGUGCCCUUCACCCUGACCACCGUGGACACUCGCAGGUCCCUGGAUGUGCUUAAGGACUUUGCCCCUGGCUCGCAGCUGCCCAUCCUUCUCUAUGACGGCGACGCCAAAACAGACACACUGCAGAUCGAGGAGUUUCUGGAGGAGACGUUGGGGCCCCCUGAAUUCCCCAGCCUGGCGCCCCGCUACGGGGAGUCCUCCACGGCCGGCAACGACGUCUUUCACAGGUUCUCGGCCUUCAUCAAGAACCCGGUGCCCACGCAGGACGAUGCCCUGUACCAGAUGCUGUUGCGAGCGCUCACCAGGCUGGACGGCUACCUGCGCACGCCCCUGGGGCACGAGCGCGCGCAGGAACCCCAGCUCCGCGAGUCGCGCCGCCGCUUCCUGGACGGCGACGAGCUCACGCUGGCUGACUGCAGCCUGCUGCCCAAGCUGCACAUCGUGGACACGGUGUGCACGCACUUCCGCGGAGCGCCCAUACCGGCCGAGCUGCGCGGCGUCCGCCGCUACCUGGACAGCGCGCGGCAAGUGAAGGAGUUCAAGUACACGUGUCCGUCCAGCGCUGAGAUCCUUGCGGCCUACCGGAUGGCCGUGCGUCCCCGCUAACCCCUCCCCCGCCAUCUCCAGCCACCACCUGCCCCCUCUCCUACAGCCCCAUAAAGGCAGCUGUGCCCCAGGGAACAUGUCCUGACCUCCGGGGGACCAGAGGGCCCUCGAUUUCUGCCACCGCCAAACCCCCACCAUGACCCCAUAGCUCCACCUGAUAGCCCAGAAGGACAGGGGCAGAGAACCCAGUGGGUGGUUCUGCCCAGCCCUCCACUCACCCUAUCAGGCGUGGCGGGGGACUGGAUUGGGCUCCCAAACCAGUCAGGCCAGGGUGGGGCAGCAGGAUGGCCAAGGCGGGUGGGGACCAGGAGCCCAGCCUGGGCACCUAGGGGCUCCAGGCCAGUGGGUGGGGCCAGCCCACAUUCCUCAGCCCUGCCCCAGGGAGCUGCCCCCCCCCCCUCCACAGGGGCCAGUUUGCAGGCAGUGUGGGAUUCCCAAGGCUGGCGGGGGAGGGGGAUCUGGGAUAAGUGUGGGCCUGGAGUAGUUGGCAACGGGGUUCCAGCCUUGAGGAGCCCUGCCUUGCCUUCCAGGCCCUUGGCUCCUAUGCAGACCAGGCAGGGGCAGCUGGGUGAGCCCAGAGCUAGGGACCCCCACCCCUCCUCCACCCCAGGGAGUGUGAAGGCUGCUGCAACAGCUUACUGCUGCCCGGCCACGUGCCAGGUCCCAGGUCCCAGGUCCCAAGGAGAUCUCUGACCCCUCUCCCCCAGCCAGCCCCCAGGAGCCGGAGUGUGGCCAGUUCCUCCCUGCGAGGAAGCAUUUAUUCGACGGAGAAGGGAUGUGGGGAGCAGGCGUGCCCGACCCUCCGGCAAGACGCCUCUCAGAGGCUGUCCCCACUUCACAGGCAGAUGGCUGGCGGGAUCGCACUCUGCUGCACCCUCAAGGGCUCUCAAAGUCUACACCACCGGCUGGUUUCUUACUAGGAGAGAAGAGGAAGUGACACUGUGGUGUUGUGCAGGGGGGGGUGGGGGGGUACAGCAGCACCCCCGGCACCGGAGGGAGGGACAAGUGGCCGAGUGGCUGAGUACCUCUUGAAGCCGGGGUUGAUGAGGGACUCUCCUGGACACCGCCUCCUGACCCCGAGUCCAGGGCCGCCUCUCUGAGCAUCUGGGUCUGAGAGAAACAGGACAGGAGGGGGGUCCUGAGUCCUGUCCAGUUCAGGGCCACAACCCCUUCUCCACACGCAUCCUCUGGAGUUGGACUCUUGUUCCGGGGAAGAACACAGCCCCAGCCAAAGUCACGGGUGACAGGCCUUACCUGGUAAGAAGAGCUGAGGCCCCACCAGACAAGGGCUCUUUCUGGGGCUGGCAGCUGUCAUCUCCGCAGCUGGGGAAGAAAGCCCAGAGUGCAGGUGCGAGCGGGGGCGGGACCCAGUGAAGACUCUGGGCACAGCCCCCCACCGUACCUGCCAGCUGCCUCGUCAAGGUGCACACUUGGUCUGCCAGCCUCAGGGUCAGCGCCUGCAACCUGGAGGCUGCCUCUGGGCCCGGCACCUUGGAGAGGGCAAAAUCCAGUGCUGAGGGCCCCCCUGAAAGGGUGAGGGAUGCUUGGUCCUCCUGCAGGACGAAAGUCAGAGCUCGCUGCUCGCAGGCUGCCCUAGGAAAGGAGCGGUGCUGAGUGCUGUGUCCAGACCCCCCUGCUCCACACCCGCCCUUCCUCCCUGCCCAGGGGCUCACCUGAACCGGGAAGUGAUAUCCUCAGCCGCGCUCAGGCCAAAACGGGCUUUCUACAGGGCACAGGGGCUGGUCACCAGCUGCCCAAGACCCUGGAACCGCCCCAAAGCUGCCUGAUCCAGAGCCACCCCCGGAGGCCGGGCCGAUCUUGGGCCUACAGCUCCAAAGCUCAGGGAAGGGUGUCCAGACCCGCCUCCCCCCACCCCGGGGGGACCCCAGACCGCCCGCCUCCAUCUCAUAGGUGGUCCGCACUGCAGUCGGGGGUGCUGGGGGCUUCCGGGCCCUCCCGGGAGCCCCGCUACCCACGAGGGCCGCCAGGCUGUCCGCCGUGAAGCAGGUGCUCCAUAGCUCCGCCGCGUCGGUCACACUGCGGGGGGAGCGGCUGUCAGACCGGCCGGCCCCCGAGCUGUCCGCGCCCCCAGCGCCCCGCGCGCCGCCACUCACUAGAGGUUGAAGGCGCCGGGGCCUCCGUCCUCUCCCUCCCCCUCGCAAAAGCACACGAAGCGCGGGGGUCCGGGGCCCGGUGGCAGCGUGCAAAGAGGCGGUGACAGCGGCGGCACCAUGACACCACGGCGAGCGGAGGGCCACCCACCGGCCCGCGCGCCUGCAGGCCUAGGGCGCAGCGCGGGAGCCCAGCUCCGGAACGGGGGGCGGGGCGCGAGCGGGGCCCACGGGGCCUGCGCGGGGCGGGGCUGACGGCCCUGUCCCCGCCCCGAGCCCCAGAACCGCGCGGGGCCGGUGGGGGGGGUGGGCGCGGCCGACCGAGUUUAGGGCGCGGGGCGGGGCCUGCGAGCCUGGGGCGGGGCUCUCCGGGGCGGGGUCCCCAGGCCCGCGUGGGGGCCUCUGCCCGCCUCCCUGCCCCCCACAGCUGCGCGCCCGCGGCCCUGCGGAGUCCGGGGUUCCCCGGGUUUGCGCUUCGCCCCCGGCGGUGCCAGCGGCCUCCUCCUGCGGUUCCCACCGGCCCUCGCCGUCCGCGAGAUGUUUCUCGCGUCGCCUUCAGAUCCGCCAAGCCGCACCCCGGCCCGGUGCAAAGGGAAUAAACUACGCGACCCGUCCGUCCCCCGCCUCCGCCCGGCCCCUCUCUUGUGCCCGGCGUCCUCGGCCUCGGGCACACCUUCACCCGCGGACAAGGUCUCUGGUCGCCUGGGGCUUGUGAGAUCUAACGGGACGACAAAUAAUAAACGUGCAACUCUCGGUA